Molecule: messenger RNA, 3020 nt
Organism: Astyanax mexicanus (Mexican tetra)
Lineage: Eukaryota; Metazoa; Chordata; Actinopteri; Characiformes; Acestrorhamphidae
Gene: slc25a11
Product: solute carrier family 25 member 11
Exons: 8
Coding region: 83-1009 (308 amino acids)
Biological process (GO): oxaloacetate transport; malate transmembrane transport; thiosulfate transport
Molecular function (GO): malate transmembrane transporter activity; succinate transmembrane transporter activity; sulfate transmembrane transporter activity
Source: RefSeq, a predicted model, not a curated record
ACUCGUUCUGUUCGUCGAUGUGUGUCACCUUGCUGGAGCUGCAGAGGAGCCGCGGCGGCAGGAGCGGAAAAACGGCACAGCCAUGGCAGCCCCGGCGACCCCAGCCAAACCCAAAACCUCCCCCAAGUCCAUCAAGUUCCUGUUCGGCGGCCUGGCCGGCAUGGGGGCGACAGUGUUUGUCCAGCCGCUGGAUCUGGUGAAGAACAGGAUGCAGCUGAGCGGUCAGGGUUCGAAGGCUCGGGAGUAUAAGACCAGUCUGCACGCUGUGGCCAGCAUCCUCCGCAAUGAGGGGGUCGGGGGCAUCUAUACCGGUCUUUCAGCCGGUCUCCUCAGGCAGGCCACCUACACCACCACCCGUCUGGGUAUCUACACCGUCCUGUUUGAGAAAAUGACCAAAGCAGACGGAACUCCACCCAACUUCUUUAUGAAGGCUGUGAUCGGGAUGACUGCCGGAGCGAUCGGAGCGUUCGUAGGAACUCCUGCUGAAGUGGCGCUGAUCCGGAUGACCGCGGAUGGACGGCUGCCCCCGGACCAGAGGAGGGGUUAUACAAAUGUCUUUAAUGCCCUGAUCAGAAUCACCAGAGAGGAGGGAAUACCAACCCUCUGGAGGGGUUGUGUACCCACUAUGGCACGUGCGGUGGUAGUGAACGCAGCACAGCUGGCUUCAUAUUCUCAAUCUAAACAAGCUCUUAUGGACACAGGUUAUUUUUCAGAUAAUAUCUUCCUCCAUUUCUGUGCCAGUAUGAUCAGUGGGUUGGUGACCACUGCAGCCUCUAUGCCAGUAGACAUCGCUAAAACCAGGAUUCAAAACAUGAGGAUGAUCGAUGGAAAGCCAGAGUACAAGAACGGACUUGACGUUCUGCUGAAGGUGGUGAGGAACGAGGGCUUCUUCAGCUUGUGGAAAGGUUUUACUCCGUAUUACGCUCGUCUUGGCCCUCACACGGUGCUCACCUUCAUCUUCCUCGAGCAGAUGAACAGGUUCUACAAGAUCUACUUCUUGGAUUCAUAGGCUGUGAUGGAAAUCCUCCCUCCCUGUGGAGGUGGAGGUCUGGACCGGGUCUCGAGGGGUUCAGUGUGUUUGUUCAUCCCAGUCUUACCAGUCUCAACCAACCAGGACCCAGUGACCCGUUCUAUUCAAGAUCCGCCUAUGAGUAGUGUGUUCUCUUUUAGCUUUAAUGGAUGCUAUUCUUUUAUAGCAUUUGUGGGCGGAGCCUGUAUAGUCAAAUAGCUGUAAAUCUGUUUUUUUUUUUUUCCUUUACAAUGGGUGUGUCCUGGUGGGCGGAGUUUAAGAUGCUGAGUUAUAAUGCUGGAUCAGAUUCAGAUCACAGCGUCCACACUGACCCUCGACUGCUUGGGUCCAGGCCAACAUUCGCCUGACCUUUUACAGACGUUUGGACUUUAAAAGUUAGAAAUUAAAAUAAACACACACAAAACACAUCCGACUAACGCACUGACCAGCAGAUUGGACCUGAGGAACGCCCCCUAGUGGCCACACUGAUUCGUACAGUCUUGCUACACGAUUAUUAGUUGCUUACAAAUUAUUAUUAUUAUUACAUAUGAAUUAUUGAUUGUUCCUUAACCCUCUAUGGCAAAACUAAAGUUAUAUUUAAUUAUGUAUAUGCAUACUAUCUAAAAGGUUUACAAGAAGAAUGAAUGAAUAUCUUGAUAUGAUAUGCAUAUUUAAACUUGUGCAUCUCAUUGUAUUGGACAUACAUAUUAAAAAUAAAUAUAUAAAAACGCUUUGUUUCCUGAGGGGAACACCAUGCCAUAGAGGGUUAAAAGCAGAGAGGUACAGACCUACAUUUUCAUCAUCCUGAGAUGAUGAUCCAAGAGCAAACCAGCCUCUCGCUCUGUCUUUUACAACUCGUCUUUUGCUUUGGAUCAUCGGAGCUCUGCUGUAAUUCACUGUAUUUCUUAUUAUUAUUGUCUAAUUUCGCUCGUCAGCCUCCAAUCUUUCUACAUUAUUAAGCUGGAAAGCUGUUCUCAACACCACUAAUACCCGAACAAGUCAAAAUGUCACAGUAAUUACAGUGAAGAAAUUGUUAUAUAUGAUUAAAUUAAUAAUUCAUAAUUAAAGAACUUUAAGGAUGAAUAAAUCAAAUAUUGACAUUAAUAAUAACAAAUACAUAAAGGACCAGUUCCUUAGGCAAGGAUUAAACUUAGUCUUGGAUUAUAUAGCAGUUUAAAUAAAGAAUUUCCAUUGAAAGUAAAAAAAAUAUAUAUUCUAUGACUAAGCCUAAUCCCUGUGUAAGAACAUAUCCCAAACAGAUUAAUAUCUAGUAAAUCAAAUAUAAAAAUAUAAUAUAUAAUUGUUCCUCUUAGAAUGAUGUUUUUACUUGUUCAGGUUUAAUUUUAUAUUUUAAUAUCUAAAUUAAAGCUAGAAUUAAACAUAUUUUGGAAAUUUCAGGGGAAAGCACAAAUGAGAAAGUGAAUUAAUAGGAUUAAACCUGUUGGUUGGCUAGAUGAAAGUUAUAAUUUAUAGUAUGUAUUCCUAAAGAUUGUAUUAUUGGGAUAAAUAUUGAUCACCAAAAAGUAAAAACAGUAUCUUGGCCAUUAAACAACUGACAUAAAACUCUUUAAAAAAUGCUUUUGUUUUUUAAUCAGCUAUUUGACGUCUUAAAAGCUGGACAGAAUGUUUUCUCAUCUUUAAUCCGAACUGGAGAAGUCUUGUUAACUUUUUGGGUUUUGGAAUGGAGAUACUGGCUUUGUGUUGCCGUCUUAUAAUGUUAUAAUAGUGUUAUUACCUCUAUUCUUAAUGGAUUAAGGAAAGAUUUCAUAGGACACAGUUAGGGUCAUUUUACCGUCAUUUCAGAUUCGUCAGAUUCCGAUUGUAGACUGAUUUCAGUUUUUUGUUUUGUUGUUUGAGUUAAGCUGCUUAGUGAUUAGGAUUGGUGUUUUCCUUAUAUUUUAACAUCAGUUUCUCGGUUUUGUUCAUAAAUGGAAACCUGAUUGGGUCUCAUGGUUAAAGGAAACUGUCUGCUCCACACUCAAUACAGAGAAUUAAAUAUUUUUUUCUGCCA